AUGACCACCUCCCUGGUCCUGAAUCCUCGUUGGGCGGAUACUGUAAUGUUUGUGUAUGAAAACAACUUGGAUGAGCUUAACAAGAACAUGGAAGGUCUGGUUGGUAGCAGCAAUUUCGCGGCCAACCAGUGCAGGAAUCUGAUAGCUCACUCAGCUCUGAGCGGUCACCCUUCCAGCCUUGUGCAUGGCUCCAGCUAUUCGACCGUGGACGUGAGUACCUCGAGUUCAGGAGAAACAAGUAAGCAAUGCACUCCGUGCGCAACGGUACCCCAAGCUUCGUCCACCGGGCCUAUACCUUAUGGCUACUUUGGCAACAGCUAUUACCCCUGCAGGAUGGGGCGGGGUUCGCUCAAGACUUGCACACAACCGAGUGCACUUGGCUACUCUGCAGAGAAAUACAUGGACACCCCGGUCACAUCUGAAGAAUAUCCCACCAGGGCUAAAGAGUUCGCCUUUUACCACGGCUACCACGGUCCUUAUCAGUCUAUGGCCAGCUAUUUGGACGUGUCCGUGGUACAGACACUAGGGACCAGCGAGCCAAGGCACGAUAGUCUCCUCCCUAUGGACAGUUACCAACCGUGGGCUCUGGCUAAUGGAUGGGGAGGUCAAAUGUACUGUUCCAAGGACCAGAGCCAAGCCGGCCAUCUGUGGAAAUCUGCCUUAGCAGAUGUUGUUGCCCACCAACAUGACGGGGGCUCUUUUCGCCGAGGUAGAAAGAAAAGGAUACCGUACACCAAAGUGCAACUAAAGGAACUGGAGAAAGAGUAUGCAGCCAACAAAUUCAUCACAAAAGACAAGAGGAGAAAGAUUUCUGCGGUAACCAACUUGUCCGAGAGGCAGAUCACAAUCUGGUUUCAGAACAGGAGGGUGAAGGAAAAGAAAUUUGUUGCCAAAGUUAAGAACAGCGCUCCAUAA
Messenger RNA from Neoarius graeffei (lesser salmon catfish), 915 nucleotides. RefSeq names its product homeobox B13a (gene hoxb13a). The record is from RefSeq and is a predicted model, not a curated record. Gene Ontology annotation, molecular function: DNA-binding transcription factor activity, RNA polymerase II-specific; RNA polymerase II cis-regulatory region sequence-specific DNA binding. The coding region runs from base 1 to 915 and encodes 304 amino acids. NCBI's taxonomy places the organism in Eukaryota, Metazoa, Chordata, Actinopteri, Siluriformes, Ariidae. Gene Ontology annotation, biological process: regulation of transcription by RNA polymerase II. The transcript has 2 exons.